AUGGUGCAGCUUCCCACCGGAGCAAAGGAGCAGGACCUGAAAAGCGAGCAACCUGAUCGAAAAACUCAACUGCCAAAGAAUCCUCAAGGUUUUUCAAAAGUGCGAGAAGGUGAUUUGAGAGAUGGAAAUACUGGUUCAGAAACUAGGAUGACGUGGCCUGAGGGAGCGUACUGCAUAAUGCCCGGAAGGGGCACUGAUUGUCCAGCUGGGUUUCGAAUGGAUUCUGUAUCUCUUGCUGUUCCCAUCGACUUUGGGCCAAAUGAGGAGUAUAGCGAAGGUGGUCGAAGGGUGCCGUACAUUCGUCUUGGAGACACUGGAGGUUUCAAGCUCACCAGGCAGAGUUUUGACCAAGCCUACUCCUUACAGUUGAUUGCGUGCUGUAAAUCUUCUUGA
Cylicostephanus goldi is the source of this 393-nucleotide messenger RNA. NCBI's taxonomy places the organism in Eukaryota, Metazoa, Nematoda, Chromadorea, Rhabditida, Strongylidae. The record is from the annotation of a GenBank genome assembly.